CCCCUGAGAAGGUGUGGAAAGUUUUAAAGUGUAAGUUCAGCAGAGCAGCAUGAGACACAAAAAGGGAAACUAAAUGUGAGCAAGAAAAUAAACAUUUAUGGCCAGGAUCUUGAAAAAGUGGCUUAUGAAUUGUGGCAGCCCAGCAGAGUCAGAGGUGAAACUCACAAUAAAAUAAGACAGCAGGAGACUGAUGUGGUGCUCAAAACAAAGUAGUUCUUCAAUAAAGGUUGGAGAGAACGGGAAGGGGAGAAAUCCAACUGAAAGGCAUCUCAGGUAACGGGUGGGGAACCUCGGACCGCCUGGGUUAAUGAACAAAAGAGAGGGAGAGAGCGAUGAGCCCGGGAUUUCAUUCCUUGCUCUCAACUUGCUCCGGGUGGCAUGCUGCCGGGAAUAGGUCCUCUUCUCCGGUUCUUCUGAGGACUCUGCCUGUCUGCCCGACCACCCGAAUGACUGCACUUCUACUUAUACUAAUUUGGGGUAAUGAGGGACAGGUGGGACCAAUUCCAGGUGCCAAUUGGUUGCAGAACCUGGACUGGGUAAUAUUGGUGUUGAAUUUGGUACCUGUGAGGCUUCCACUUUUUUUGUGAAGUGAAUUCUUGUUUUUCCAGCUGCUGUAGUUUGUGUAUCUGUCCAAUGACCAUCUCUCUCAAACUCAUUAUCCACCCCUAUUCUCUCCUCCUGGACUGAUCUAACCUGUCUCUCUUGUUUCCGCAGCGCUGUGAGCGCUGUAACCAUACAGGUGCCACAGUGGGCUGCUGUUUGACCUCCUGCCAGAGCAACUACCACUUCAUGUGUGCCCGCUCCCGCAACUGUGUAUUCCAGGAUGACAAGAAGGUCUACUGCUACAAACACAGAGACCUCAUCAGUGGCAAGAUCAUCACUGGCCAAGGGUUUGAGGUGACUCGGAGAAUGUACGUGGACUUUGAUGGGAUCAGUCUUCGCAGGAAGUUCUUGACCGGACUGGAGCCAGAAAACAUCAAUUUGAUGAUUGGCUCUUUGCAGAUUGAAAAGCUAGGUAUUCUGACUGAGCUGUCUGCAAAGCAAGGAAAACUCUUCCCAGUGGGUUACCAGUGUUCUCGCUGGUACUGGAGCACGGUGAACCCAGUGCGGCAUUGCAAAUACACGUGUACGAUCCGUGAGGUCCGACCGCCGGUCCCUGAGAAACCUGCUGAAGAGAUGCCUGACAAGGGAGAGAAUAGCACACAGCCCCUGCGCCCAGUCAGGAGCUACCGAGUCCAAACCCCACCACAUCCUGACCAUCAGUGACCUGGAGGAGACACGCAGGCCCCGUCGCCACAGCCCCCACUCCCAAACCCGCAGGGACAUGUCCUCCCCACCCCU
This is a messenger RNA of Salmo salar (Atlantic salmon), 1341 nucleotides long. The record is from RefSeq and is a predicted model, not a curated record. Lineage: Eukaryota; Metazoa; Chordata; Actinopteri; Salmoniformes; Salmonidae.